UUUUAAUUCAAUCGCCCUGAACUGUCGCGACCAAGAUACAGGAUGAUGGAGAAAGCGGUCCAGCUGCAGCUCGCGGCGCGGGAGAGGUGGCUGCAGAAGGACGAAGUGUUGUUUCUCCUGACGAACUACAUGGCCAGCGGCCUGCCGGUUCACGUCUCACCGCAGUGUCGACCGCCAAGUGGAACGCUCUUUGUAUGUGACAGCGUCAUGGACUUCAAGAAGGACGGAUGGACGUGGCAAAAGCAGAAAGGCAGCAAGACCAAGAUCCGCGAAGACCGCGCCAAGCUUGUCGUGACGCGUGGAAACGUCGUGCUUGGCGUGUACGUGCACUCGGCGGAUAAUCCGUGCUUCCACCGCCGAAGCUAUUCGUUGCGCGACGAAUCGAACCGCAUGAUCCUCGUGCAUUAUUUGGAGGACGACAGCAAGAAGCAAGCUCUGCGGGACGCGCCGCACGAGUGCAGUCGUCCCUUCGACGCGUCGUCAGUUGUGAACGACGCAUUGGCCGACUUCCAUCCAAGCGAUCCCGACGACGAUCACAAUGACGACGAUACCGCCUUGGACGACCUCCUCCUGGACAACCACAUGCCUCGGAUGAUCGCUUUCGACCCUUCAAAUCAAAUGAUGCCACCCCCACCGCAUGUCCUGGACGACUCCAUUCCACUGCUCGUACAGAUCACCGACUUUUCGCCGAAUUGGGACUUCUGCACCGGCGGCGCCAAGAUCCUCAUCUGCGCCGCGUCCCCGCCACCCUACUCGACCUUAUUCGUGUGUUUUGGCUCGACCGCGGUCGUCCGUGCCGAAUCCCUCUCCCCCACCGUCCUCCGAUGUUGCGCUCCACCAUCCGAUACGGCGGGAGUGGUGCCGUUGCGCAUUGCCACGUAUGUGGGCACCCAAUUGAUCUUCGUGUCGACCCCUGGCCACUUCCUCUUUAAACCCGCCGCCAGCCCAUCCCAUAUGUCUGUGUCCAGCGGCGUCCAUCAGCCCCCGCCAAAGUACCCGACGCUCGACUGGGGUACCUCCAAACAAGUGCCCGCGUUCAGCGAUGUCGUCGCCCAAGGGGGGGGUAGCAACAGCAGCAGCAGCAGCACGUUCAAGCGCGCAAGGAGCGAGCACAACUUGGACGACAUGACCAGCCUGUCGUUCCCGUCCAGCCCGACCAACAGCCUCCGCGGCCUGGACGAGUUGGACGACCGGCAAUACAAAAUCCGCGUCGUCGAGCGGUUGCACGAGUUCCGGCGGGUGAUCAUCUCCCACCCCAGCGCCAAAAACGUGGCGGAUGGCGGCGCUUCGACGCAGCCCCAGUCGCUACUUGGUCCGUCGUCGAUCGUGCUGAGACCUGCGGCCACGGUGGAAGUGGCGUCGCUGAUGCUGGACGACUCUGCGAUUGCCGCGCUGAGCGACGUCGAGCUGGGGGCGCUGUCGGAGCAGCUCAUCGAAGACGUCGUCAAGCAAUUGGUGGCGCUGGCCGGCACAUCCCCCGAACUGCUCGAAGAAUUGAACUCGCUGGACGACGCAGGACUGAGCUUAUUGCAUUACGUGUGCUUUUACAACUGCGGCCAGCUCGUGCCGCUGCUCUUGUCCCACGGCGCAAAUGUCAAUCAGCGCAGUGCUCAAGGGCAAACCCCGCUGCAUUUAGCGGCGGGAUGUGGCCACUGGGGCAUCGUGCGGUUGUUGCUGUCGGAACAAGCCGACGGCGCCAUGCUCGAUCUAGACAACUUUACUCCUGCGGAUCGCGCUGACAAGUAUGGACAUGGGGACAUUGCGGCGUUCCUGCGAAGUCUGUCGCCGCCAUCGCCUCUGACGAAACCCGUGGACGAGGUCAAGUGCAUGGGAACGCUGCUGGACUCGAGUGCCGUCGAUCGAAGCAGCCAUUACAACCGCAACUUUCUCCUUGGCGCAUUCUCGACCAUGAGCUUACACGACAAGUGUGCAUUGUCGUUGGGUACGAAGCGCCGCAGCAGCAGCCUCGGGGACCCGUUUGACGAGGACAACGAGUUGGAAGUGAGCAGCAGCGUCAUGACGGACACGGACGACGGCCGACUCAUGGCGGCAAUGGAGCUCAUGGCGCCCGACGAGCUGGCGCUGCUCGAGGAAGACGCGCGGGUGAUCCAGCACAACGUCCGCGCGUGGCUGCUGCGCCGAAGCUACCGCCACAUGCGCGACACGACGCGGAAACUCAAAGAAGCGACCCAAACCAUCGCCAAGCAAAGCCUGGAAAAGGCGGCCGUGACCGUCCAAGCCGCCACACGGAGUAUGAUGGUACGCCGCAGCUUUCUGCAGCAGCGCAACACUGCCAUCAAAGUCCAAGCGGGUGUGUAUGUGUGUAGCGGCGCGCGGGAUCAUUUGCCGGAAAAAAUUUGCACAAAUGAAGACAGAAGCGCUGGCGUCGCUCGUGAUCCAGCGAAAUGCCACAGGCAAAAAACAACCAUCCACGAAUUAAUCACUACUAGUAGAUAGACUACUAGUAGUAGGGACUAGACUACUAGUAGUAGAUAGACACACAUAUAUAUAAUUGUACAGUACCCAUAGUCAAGAAUGAUGCUGACAGCAUGGGGUAAUUGGUCGGGGGUGGGGGGUGGGGGGGGGGUUGUGUAUGUAUAAGGAACACGUGGGUCUAGUUUACUGGUUGUUUAGUCUUCGCGGAAUCGUUUGAACCCUGGGAUCGGGGGAGUCCACGUGGGGAACCCUCGUCGGUUGGUGACCAGCGAGAAGUCUUCGACGAGCGCUUCGUUGCGCAACUCGUCGGUCGGCAACGCGUUGAUCGCUGCCCAUUUCAGGUUGAUCUUCAUCUGCAAAUCCUUCAUGAGUUCGUUGUGGCGCACCGACGUCAUUCUGUUGUACGUGCGACCAAUUUCAAAGUGCUCGCGCUUCUCUUCCUCUGACCACGUGUACUCCUCGGGCUCGCGUCCUUUCAGUGCACGCAGCAUCACGUCGUACUUGCCCGAAUCGUUGCCCUUUUCGUUCUUCUUCGACGUGGUCUUGAACUUGGCGCUCUUCGCUGGUCGGUCCGACGCGGCUUUCUUUGGCUUAGCUGUCGCGAACGUUCGUUGGACACCGCUGGACGCGCGGGACGCGCUCACGAUUCGGCGGAACAUGGCUCAAAUCCAGUGUGUCACCGA
This is a messenger RNA of Aphanomyces astaci, 3119 nucleotides long. RefSeq lists its product as hypothetical. The coding region runs from base 43 to 2457 and encodes 804 amino acids. Gene Ontology annotation, biological process: regulation of transcription by RNA polymerase II. The record is from RefSeq and is a predicted model, not a curated record. The transcript has 13 exons. Lineage: Eukaryota; Oomycota; Saprolegniomycetes; Saprolegniales; Verrucalvaceae. Gene Ontology annotation, cellular component: nucleus. Gene Ontology annotation, molecular function: protein binding; double-stranded DNA binding; transcription coregulator activity.